Messenger RNA from Phycomyces blakesleeanus NRRL 1555(-), 453 nucleotides. RefSeq lists its product as hypothetical. The coding region runs from base 1 to 453 and encodes 150 amino acids. The transcript has 4 exons. The record is from RefSeq and is a predicted model, not a curated record. NCBI's taxonomy places the organism in Eukaryota, Fungi, Mucoromycota, Mucoromycetes, Mucorales, Phycomycetaceae.
AUGUACCUGCACUUGGUAUACCAUUACCAUAUUCAGUCUUUUCUGUUAGAUUCCGGUCUAAUGGGGGAGAUUGAUGUAAGCCUCUUGGAGACAGAAGCGGAGGUGUUUACACCAAAGCUGGUCUCAACCAAACCAACUAGAGGGUAUGGGCCUCUCAGCGUUCAUCACAGACGGGAGCCUUCGGGCGCGUCUUUAGGUGGGAGCUUCUUUUUAGAGGCGCCAAUGAAAUACCACCACCCAUUUGGCCAACCCCCUGCAUGGGCAGCGGGUGGACAUGACUUGGGAGCCGUGGAGUGCUCUUCCGCAACUUUGGCAUCUAUUCUAGAUCUGAGGUUAGGCGAAGAAAGAAGAACAGACAAGUUUGCCACUCAGCCCGUGCGAGAGACUUAUGUCUGGGGUGGACCAAACCUUACCAUAAAGGUUGGACCAGAGUUCGGCAGUAGACCGUCGUGA